AUGAGUAAUAUGAGCGCACGUGUUUACGUGGGGCGUUUGUCCUACAGAGCGUCCGAACGUGACAUCGAGCAUUUUUUUCGUGGUUAUGGACGUAUACGUGAUAUUGUUCUGAAGAAUGGUUUCGGUUUUGUGGAAUUUGAUGAUCCGCGGGAUGCGGACGAUGCAGUAUAUGAGUUGAAUGGAAAAGAGUUAUGCGGUGAACGCGUUAUCUUGGAGUUCUCGCGCCGUGGACCUCGAAGUCGUAUGGGAUUCGGCGGCUUUGAUCGAUUUCCUCCACCGAGACGGGAAUCAAGAUACGGUCCACCUCAACAGACACGCUAUCGAUUGAUUGUAGAAAACCUUUCGUCUCGUUGUUCGUGGCAGGAUCUUAAAGAUAUUAUGCGAACCGCUGGUGAAGUAACUUUUGCAGAUGCGCAUAAGCAGCAUCCAAAUGAAGGGAUUGUAUGCUUUUUAACACGAGAAGAUCUUGAAAGAGCGCUUGACAAGCUGCAGGGAAAGGAAGUAAAUGGUCGCAAGCUAAAACUGAUUGACGAUUCGGAAAGACGGGAUAGUCGAAGUCGUUCCCGUUCUCAUCAUCGUUCUAAUUCUCGUUCACGUAGUUCGCGUAGUCGGUCAUCACGUUCACGCACCGGUUCGAAGUCACGUUCGCCGACACCAAAGAAAGAAGGCGAAGGUUCGAAAUCACGUAGCCGCUCUGGAAGUGCUCGUUCUCGUUCUCAUUCACCGGAGAGAAAUGGAUCACAGGGUGGCGCAGUUACUGAGAAUGGUGGUGGUGGUGAAAGUAGUGGCACUGUUCCUGAAACCAAUGAUGAGCCUAUGAAAGAUGCAAGUCCACCGCCCAAUAGUAGUGAUUAUAACUGA
This is a messenger RNA of Cercopithifilaria johnstoni, 861 nucleotides long. NCBI's taxonomy places the organism in Eukaryota, Metazoa, Nematoda, Chromadorea, Rhabditida, Onchocercidae. The record is from the annotation of a GenBank genome assembly.